This is a messenger RNA of Anastrepha ludens (Mexican fruit fly), 538 nucleotides long. RefSeq names its product cytochrome c oxidase subunit 6C (gene COX6CL). The record is from RefSeq and is a predicted model, not a curated record. Bases 173 to 469 code for a protein of 98 amino acids. The transcript is spliced from 3 exons. Lineage: Eukaryota; Metazoa; Arthropoda; Insecta; Diptera; Tephritidae.
AAAAAUCAAAACACAGAACUUCAAAAAAUUAAUUUCAAUUACAGACUUUUCUACGAAUGACGCGAGCCUAAAGAGAAUUGCAAUCUCAAUUAAUUAGGUAAAAGCGAAUUAAAGAAUUGCCUUCAAGCGCAUAGCUGCACAAGCGUAAGUUCGACGCGACGCAAGCAAAAAAAUGAGCAAGCAAAAAUCAAAGGCCCCAGCCAAGUUGCCUCCGCAACUAUUCAACAAUCAUCGUCAGAUGGCGCUACGCAACAUAACGGUUGCGGUCGUAUCUGCCUUGUUUGCCGGCUUAACUUUCAACCUGUUGCAUAAUAAGCAACGCAAGAAAAAAUAUCGCAAUUUUUAUAACAAUUAUGAUGCGGAUAAGUCGUUUAUGCGCAUGGCAGAGGGCGGUUAUCUGCAUUCCUGUCCACCUUGUUCGUUGAAAGAGGAAGAAAAUGGUGAAGCGGACAAAAAGAAGAAAAAGUAAACUCAAAAUUGUAUUGGAAUGACAUUUUUCCUUUGCAACUAUAACGAAUUAAAUAAAAAAAAAAUUCCA